AUGUCACACGUAAGAGCUGAGGUAGUUGCCCUGAAGACCAACACCCAGGAUAAGAAUAUACCUCGUAGUGUUAUAAACCAGAUAGAUGACAAGAUGACCGCUACUCAUAAUAUUCCACACAGACUGCAUCAGGGGGCAAACAAGAAGAGUUCAAGAUGUCCUGUUUGCCAAGAUACUGUUGGAUUUAUGAUGUUAGCUCAAAUAUGCAAGGAUUGUGGAGUAUCUGUGCACAGUGGAUGUUCCUCUGAUCUUCCUCCAACAUGCGGAUUAUCCGUCCAGCUGGUUUCAGCUCUUCAGGGUGCCAUGACCCCAAGGUCUCGGGCAAACUCCAGUUCUCGUGCCCGGUCAUCAUCAGAGUCUAGAGCAAACAAGGACCGCCCUCUGCCCAUACCUCCAGUAAAUACAAACAAGGAGGGUGAGGUGUUUGUUCUUCUCCGAGGAGAUUGGGUUGAGAGUGUUCUAGUUCUAACCCUGGAUAAUAUCUUGGAUAUCUACCAGGAUGCUUCAAGAAAUAUCAGAAUUGAUCAGAUUGCUCUGACUGCCCCGCACUGCCGUGUUUCAGUUCAACCAUCAGUCUCAUUCUCAGAGGUUUAUUAUGUGAGUGCUAGUGACAGACCUUACACCUUCAAGCUUACUGUUCACGUUACAGGGAAGAGUGAAAAGGCAGUUUAUCUAAUGUGCAAAAACUUUGCACAGAAAGUAGAAUGGGUCAAUCGUCUAGAAGAGGUGAUCACCUCUAGCCCGAGUAACAUGGUUCCUAUUCCUGACGGGUGUAAUGAGCACUGUAAAGAGCUAAUUGCUGCUGUUCCUGCAGAUACAGAGAUACUUGCCAUGGAUACAGUUGGAGACGUGGUUCUCAUCGGAACUACUAAGGGAUUGCUAAUCAGGGAUUUGAGUAACGAGGUGGGAGAGCUGAGAAGUAUUGAAGGAGUGGAUGUUCCAGUUCAUAGGAUUAAAUACAUCAAGUCUAUUCAGAGCGUACUGCUUGCUACGGGUUCGGACGGAUCUACUGGAAGUCAACUGGUGAUGGUAUGCGCCCGGGCGGUACAGGCCGGCAGUACGGUACACCCAGAACCGGUUCCUGAGAUCUCACACUGCCAUAUCUUUGCCGCAAAUGAGAACAGUAAAGGGCAUGUGUACCUGUGUGCAGCUAAUAAACACCAAGUUUCUAUUUUUGAGUGGAGUCCAAAGCGAGCUGGUUUUGUAAUCCGGAAUAAGUUUUCUACAGACAAGUAUACAGGAUGUAUUUACUUCACUGAGCAUUCAGUUCUUGUCGGGACUACCAAGUUUUACGAGAUUGAUUUAAAGAACUUCUCGGCUGAAGAGUUCUUGGAUACAUGUGAUCCAGGGAUCAAAAGGACUUUAAAGAGCGCAGAGUUUGAAGGCUCUGAACCGUGUGAUGUUCUUCCCAUUUUAAUCCGUGAAGCUGAACCCGAAUAUAUCCUGUGUUUCACAAGGCACCUGCUGUUUGUUGACGGAUAUGGACAGCAGACUAGAGAACCAAUGCUAUUCUCAAAACUACCCAUGGAGUCAACCCUCAUAGGAAGUGUACUGGCAACUAGUUUCAGUGAUAGAAUUCAGCUGAUUACUUUUGAUCUAGAGAAUACUGAAAACUCGACAACAACACUGGUCGAGGUGUUCAGUGCAAUGCCGCACUUGGUUGGAUCAGAGAAGAACAAACUGUACUACACAACCCCAGGGGAUGCAGCCUACCAUCUCGUGGCUCUUGAUGUGACUAAAUUGAAGCAGGAAGUGUAAAUCCAACUAUCAUUAUUAUUAUUAUUAUUAUACAAUUAUUAAAUAUAUGCCAUCCGAGUUUUAGAUUGAGUUUAUAUAUCAACCAAAAGACAGUGUUACGGGGGUCCAUACGGAAAAUCAAUUUUUUUUCGGAUGCAAAAUUAAGUUUGAAAGUUAAAAAAAGGGUUUGUCCCAAAAAAAUCGGGGAGUAAGGAGUCGGAUUUGGAAACAUGAAACCAUUUUUAAUAUUAAUGCAAUAGUUUUAUAGUUAAAUUACCAUAAUGUACAUACUUUCUAUAUGUCGUAGGCUUUUGAUAAAUGAUUCAGAAUGGACACCGUUAUACAAAAUGAUUUCGAUCUCAAAUAUAAGAUAUUAAAAUGUU
Molecule: messenger RNA, 2120 nt
Organism: Eurytemora carolleeae
Lineage: Eukaryota; Metazoa; Arthropoda; Copepoda; Calanoida; Temoridae
Product: citron Rho-interacting kinase
Exons: 20
Coding region: 1-1758 (585 amino acids)
Biological process (GO): peptidyl-threonine phosphorylation; actomyosin structure organization
Cellular component (GO): cytoskeleton; cytoplasm
Molecular function (GO): protein serine/threonine kinase activity
Source: RefSeq, a predicted model, not a curated record